AUAAAUUGAACGUAUUUUUGUAUGUGAAAAUUAAAAAAAAAAUGAAAAAUAAAAUGGGUUUACUUUUGAGAUCACGUCAAAUGUUCGCAAGCACUUCUUUUAUGCAAUAUCGUCACUUUUCCUACAAAUUUUCACGUGUUUGUUUACCUGUUGGAAGUCAUAUGUCUGAUGAUCCGAAAGUUUGGAGCCAGGAAAAACAGAAAGGUAAAGGAAAAAGCCCAAUUGAAUCAGCUCCGGGAUGGAAUGAAAAAUUGGCAUCCGAAAGUGAAACAAGGGUCAAAGCAGAUAGAAAUGAUAAAAACAAUACAAUCACUAUUGAAGAACUGCAAAGACAAUCAAUAAGUUUAAUGGAGGAACAUGAUCAUGAACCCAAAUCACAAGAACUAAAAGAACAUAAGAACUAAAAGGAAUGCAAGAACUAAAAGGGGAAUUGUUAAAGGAAUUUUUUUGUGUCAUUCUCUAAAAUCCCAAAUGGUGUGAUUAUAGGGAGGUAUUAUAUAUAUAUAUUUUUAUUUUUAUUUCAGAGUAAAUAAAGGGUUACAAAGAUAUUAUAUAAUAGAAUCGAAAGUAAUACGAAUAUAAAACUGUAAACUAAGUCAUCUGAGGAUAAACUUCACUCUGGUGGAAAUUGUGCCUAUAAACAAUACUUUGAAUAAAUCCCGCUUACUUGUCACGUAAUUUAUAAAUGAUUAUAUAAUUUAUUAAUAAAAAAGUGUUGUGAAGUUAAAUUAAAUAAGGAAGUUAGCAAAUAGAAAAAAGAAAAAUUUUAAAGUUAGUAUUAACUG
Rhizophagus irregularis DAOM 181602=DAOM 197198 is the source of this 785-nucleotide messenger RNA. RefSeq lists its product as uncharacterized. Lineage: Eukaryota; Fungi; Glomeromycota; Glomeromycetes; Glomerales; Glomeraceae. The record is from RefSeq and is a predicted model, not a curated record.